AUGCUCGACUUGAAUACACUUGAUGGGUCGACUUGGGAUGUCGUGAUAUCAGGGACCGGUCUCCCCCAGGCCGUCCUGGCCUUGGCACUAUCACGAUCCGGCAAGAAGAUCCUCCAUAUUGAUAAAAAUGACUAUUACGGUGGCUCCGAAGCAGCCUUUAGUCUACAGGAAGCAGAAGAAUGGGUGAAGAAAGUAGAUCAGGUACCUAACUCUAUGCCCUUCGAAUCUGCAUCGAUAUCACGGCCUACCUUUUCGGAGGGUGAAAAGAGCCAACUGUCAUUCUCACGUGCAUAUACACUAUCACUAUCACCGCAGUUGCUCUUUUCCCAGUCCAGGUUUCUUCCGUCACUGGUAUCCUCCAAAGUCUAUCGUCAGCUCGAGUUCCAAGCAGUAGGAAGCUGGUGGAUAUAUCAACGUGGAGCCGAUUCCGAGUCAGCUAGAUUGAGGCGUGUGCCUAGCAGCCGUGAAGAUGUGUUUACUGAUGAUACUAUGAGUAUGAAAUCGAAACGAUCUCUAAUGAAGCUUCUCAGGCAACUCAUACCGCAUGGGAAAGAUGAGGAUGCUGAACCGGAUCAAGUGGGAGACCGGGACAUAUUGUUCCAAGACCUUCUGGAGACUAAAUAUCGCAUCCCUUGCGAUUUAUUUGAUCCGCUGCUCUCAUUAUCUCUUUCCCUAAAGAGCAUCGAUAAAACCAGCUCUGUGGACGCUAUACCGAAUAUUAAAAGGCAUCUCACUUCCAUUGGGGUCUUUGGACCUGGUUUUGGCGCUGUUUUUACGAAGUGGGGAGGUGGAGCUGAAAUUUCCCAAGCUGCUUGCCGUGCCUGCGCCGUUGGGGGAGGCAUAUAUGCUCUCGGCAAGGAAAUCAAGAAGGUUGACGUGCUCACAGAUGAUAGUGAAAACGAAAAACUUCAAAUACAUCUCACGAACAACGAAUCCGUAAAGAGUAGAUAUGUCGUUGGAUCUACAUGGGAUCUCCCUGGACAAAUACACAGGGCAAGGGGCCUUCCCUACUCCGCCCUUACACGAGCUAUUUUGGUUGUUGAUUCAUCAUUGGAAAUUCUAUUUCCACCGACCUCAGAGAAUGGACCUAUUCCCGCCGGCGCGGUUGUCACUAUUCCAUCGCCAAAUUCCGGCCCUCCUACUUAUCUCCUGAUACACUCGAGCGAUACUGGGGAGUGUCCUCUUGGCCAAUGUAUCAUUUAUGGCUAUGUUCUGUUACCGGCAGCGGAGGGUCGGCCUGUACUUGAACAUGCAGUGGACCACAUCCUGAAAUCCGCAGAUGUAAACGCAAAGGUACUGUGGCGUGCAUACUUCACUCAACUGGGCCGCCUGGGGGAUGAAAAGGUCACUGAUGAGUUCCUAAGAGGGGCUCACGACCACGUCUUUACUUUUCCGGCACCUGCCCUUGACCUGGCCUUUGAAGAUGGCUUGAUUGAUCAAGUUAAGCUAGUAUGGAAAGCGAUUAUGGGUGAUGCGGCUGAUGAGAAUGACUUUCUAAAGUUUGACGAUCGAGAGGGUAUAAUCGAUGAAGAGGAAGUGAGGGAGACCAUAUAGCAUAACACCUAGUUCAAAGCCACCAAUACCCUGAGACAGAUAGAUAUUCUUUCGAAUGUUAUUUAUAAUAAUAUUAGAAGGCAAUCUAUCAAAG
This is a messenger RNA of Microsporum canis CBS 113480, 1648 nucleotides long. RefSeq names its product rab escort protein. The record is from RefSeq and is a predicted model, not a curated record. NCBI's taxonomy places the organism in Eukaryota, Fungi, Ascomycota, Eurotiomycetes, Onygenales, Arthrodermataceae. Gene Ontology annotation, molecular function: GDP-dissociation inhibitor activity. Gene Ontology annotation, cellular component: nucleus; cytoplasm; Rab-protein geranylgeranyltransferase complex. The coding region runs from base 1 to 1554 and encodes 517 amino acids. Gene Ontology annotation, biological process: small GTPase-mediated signal transduction; protein geranylgeranylation; vesicle-mediated transport. The transcript has 4 exons.